Linum tenue is the source of this 659-nucleotide messenger RNA. The record is from the annotation of a GenBank genome assembly. Lineage: Eukaryota; Viridiplantae; Streptophyta; Magnoliopsida; Malpighiales; Linaceae.
CCACCCACUCCAUCUCUCAGAAGCUUAAUUUCUCUCCACAUUUGAAGAUAGCUAGCAAGCAAGCAAGCAGAGGAGGAGGAGAGAAAUGGCGACCAAGGGAAGAGGCAGUGCAGCAGCAAUGGCGGCCACAUUGUGCCUGUUCAUGUUACUUGCCGCUCUCCACUUCGAAGUAGCAAGUGCAGCAGCCACGACUUACACUGUUGGAGGCUCCGCAGGCUGGACCUUCAACGUCUCUGCCUGGCCUACAGGCAAACGCUUCAAGGCCGGUGAUGUGCUUGUGUUCAAGUACAAUCCAUCGAUCCACAACGUGGUGGCGGUGAACAAGGCAGGGCACAGCGGGUGCAACACUCCAAGGGGAUCCAGAGUGUUCAGCUCAGGGGCCGACAGGAUCAAGCUUGUGAAAGGACAGAAUUAUUUCAUCUGCAACUUCGUUGGACAUUGCCAGGCUGGGAUGAAGAUAGCCAUCACUGCUCUCUGAAUCGAUCGAAAUGCUUCACUAGCUAUCAGCUGGGUCGACUAUGGCUACAUUUCUUCUCUGUUUUUAUCUCUGUUCUGUUCUGUAAGGUCUUAAUAUUACCUGCAAAAAAUAAGUGUUGGUGCUGUUUAAUUAACUGAAAAAAUAGUUACUCGAAAUGCUUCACUAGCCACGGUAUUUGAUG